This is a messenger RNA of Amoebophrya sp. A25, 948 nucleotides long. Lineage: Eukaryota; Dinophyceae; Syndiniales; Amoebophryaceae. The record is from the annotation of a GenBank genome assembly.
CCCGCGCUUCGUGGGGGAAGGUGGAACCCUAACCGAACAGGGCACCACCUUGAUGUGGUUCCACUUGUGGUUGGGCGCAUACCACGAGGAACUAACGGCCGAACCCUGGGCCUCGAAGUCUCUGAUUAAAAAAGAGACUUUUGAAGCCGGCGCGAAGCUCGCCGAAAAACGAAAGUUUCGGGAGGAAAACCCGCAGCUGAACCUGGCGGAAGUCCCGGCGCAGACCGCCAAAAAGGAGGUGAUAGUCCGCUACCUGAUCGAGCGCACCAACAAAGAGGUGCUCAACGACUGGGACGCGAAGCCGGCCAAGACGCCGUGGACGUCGGUCCGCAAGGCGCACGAGGAGGAGGACCGAAAGCUCCUCGAAGAAGAGGAGAAGCAGCGCAAGGCGGAGCUCGAAGCCAAAAAGAAAGAGGAGGAGGACUCCGUGGACUUCGCCGACAAAAGCGAAGAGUCCUCCGAGGAGCCGCCGGAGACGGCAGCUCUGUUCAAAACGUUCGCGAAGAAGACCGCAAAGGCCAUCGCAACGGCUUUGAACAGCAGCGGAGAGGACAAAAUCCUCUCCUAUGACGACACGCGCCCGGCUAGCGAAGGAGAAAAAUUCUUCGUCUACCGACGCGUAAACGGCGUCGAGAAGAAAACAGAGGUGAAAGUCGUCUGGCCUUCCGUCUUAACUCCGGGCGAGGAAGUCGCAGACGCACAGGAGCAGUAUAAAAACUGCUUCUUCACGAACGGAGAAAAAGCCUCUAAGCAGGCGAACCACGUGCUCACCGCGUUAUUAAAACACGUGGAAAAGCACGGCCUCCGCUCCGUUUUCGACGUGGACGAAAACAGCGUCCUGAACACGACGGCAGGCCAACGCCUCAACCAAAAGGCGCUGGCGCUGCUCUUCGGAGCAUACGCGGCCGCAGGCAUCUGGGGCGAAGCCCAGGUGGGAAAAAACCAACC